CCGAGGGUAGCUGUUGAUUGCUGCUGGCUGCACUGUUAUAGGGGGCGUCGAGUAUGUCCGCUUUCUUGAUGUCAACAGUCGCCGAUAUACACGGGCAUGGAAGUAUUUCUUGGACAACCCUUUCAAGUAUUGAAACGAGUGGACAAUAAGUGUUAUGUGUUUAACACCGCUCCUCCGAUCUCUCAGUGUUCAGUUCUGUGAACGGUACAUAUACAGAAAUAAAGAAAAGAAGUGAAAUAUAAGGGGUGGGGCACUUAUCGUAAGAUAUAUCCGUUGAAAGUUCUAACAUUGGCCAUACUGCCGUUGCAUGCAAAGCUGUGAACUGGCAGACAGCUACAAGUUUUCUUCAUAAAACAUCAAAGAGCGAAGAAAAUAUUUCCCCGUCUGCUUAUGUGUCUGUGUUAAAGUCGUCGGGAACGUAGUGUGCGGUUCUUACAACCAGAGGGCACUACUGUACACAUCACAACUGUGUACUAAAUAGAGGUAACACGUACUGACAGAGAUGACACUGUUGUUAUGCUUGAGAUAAAAAAAAAAGACAUCCGAAUUAUGGUGACGUAUUUCAUUGUGUGCCAUUGCGUUCAUUCUGAAUAUUCUGUAAAGUUAUGUAAUUAAUAGAUCGACUCACGAACAUAAAGAGAACAAAAAGAAGUCACUUUGGAUUCAUAGUUCAGUGUCUAUGAUUGUUAUUCGUGAAUUAUUUUCGUGUGGCAGAAGUGAAGACUAUAAGUGAUGGUUGGUGUGGGAGCAAAACACUUUUAUGUAAGGAUGUUGAUGUCGCAGAAUGUUGGUUUUUGGUAUUUUGGUAGCCGUGAUAAGGAAACGGAGCGGUUCGUGUCACCUGCAGGACGACACAACGGUUAUUGAUGGCUUGGCGAUGUGGUUGGACACACUACCAUGACCGCUGACCAUACCUUCUAAAUCUCUGGCAUUCUCAUCGCCUGAAGAACAUUAUCUUCUUCUCCAGGUGCCUCCUCUCUUUGUCUUCUCUGUCCCUCUUCUAAUGUCACUGUUCUUGUGCAUUCGCUUGGUUGACUGCGGGAGAUUGAAGUCCUUCAUUGGCCCUUAGCGGUUGACCUUCGACGUUGAAAUAGACUGCUAAAGAUAACUUCUGUAGCACUAACGAUUACCUUCAUAUUCCUAUUUAUAUGUUAAUUAUCUAAUUUCUGUGGUCUGGUCUCUUAUUGAGACUAAACUUCUCUCUGUUUAAAUGUAAUGUCUUUUACCUACAUGUUCUUAAAAUAGUCGUUGCUUUUCCUCGAAAUAAUUGUAAUUUAUACGUAAUUUUGUAAUUUAAAUUUGACCCGUUUUGAUGAUAUCGGCUGCCAGUUCAGAUAAUUCACUCGCAGCAAGGAUCUCAUAAGAUUAAUAAAUAUAUAGUUCUGCAUACAGAAGCAAAAAUGUAAGAAUUGAUUGGAACAUGUAAGAAGAAUUUCUUCUGGCAUAUGCGUUAACACCGAGAGCCAGCGCCAAAACCUGCAGAUCAAUCUUUUAGCUUUUCUUUUUUUUUUUGAUCAAGAUGUUUUAUGACAGUAUAAUCCUCUUUGUCAUCAUAGUGCCAGACUGUUCACGCUUUCAAAACAUAUAGGACAGGGACCUAGAGAAGCAUUUUCUUAAGCAGAAGCAACACGUCAUCUCACCCUUCACAGCGUCCUUCUGAACGCAAAUUCCCUUGUCAUUAUAUUUACCUUCAAGAGACAGUUCCUACCCCCCCAAAAAACUUUUCCUCUUCAUCGAUCCAACAUUUUCCCUUACUUCUCACCCUUCCUACUCUGCAUCCCUUUCCGCUGCGGAACAUCUUAACCCACUUAAUCAGCUCUCUCUCCCUCCUUGCCUCUGUCACCCCCACAACUUUAUUGCCACCUUUCCCUGUACGAAGCAUCACAUUUCUCUCAUGUUUCCGCCGCUGCUGUCACAAAUUUCCCUCCUUUAACAUGGUAACUUCCAUGUCUUCCAUCAUACCCACUUCCUGUGCCGCCCCCCUCCUGUUCUCGUCAUGUCAGCGGUGCGAAUUAGGUCAACAAGUUCAGUAGGGGUUUGAAACGUCUGCAGAAAGCACAGAACACGGCCCCUGAGCGCACAGAGGCAUCGGUUUGUUCGAUCAACGUAGUUAUUUCGCGUGAGGAGAGAGAGAUUCGACGUAGGGACUAUGACUUCUGGAUUGGGCUGCGUCACGGUAUUCGUGAUGCUACUGACGGUUACUAUGGUGACAACACUCAGGUCUUCUUGGUUGGGUGUGACCGCCUCUGCUGCAUCAACGGCUACCAACCUGUCAUCUGCAGCGUCAGCAGGGAGAGGUAGCAGUUCCGGUAGCCAUCAUCACCACCAGAAACACAAAGAAGGAAAUGUCACUAUAGGACUUAUAUUGCCACAUACGAACUUCGGAGUGCGGGAUUACAUAAGAGCGAUCAAAGGAGCAGUGGAGAAACUGACAAAGUCACGUGGCCCUAAACUUGAUUUCUUGAAGAAGUACAGGUUCUCACCAUCCGAAGUGCACAGUGUUAUGAUGACUCUGACCCCUAGCCCUACCGACAUCUUAACCUCACUGUGUCAAGAGUUCCUCUCGGUGAAUGUGUCUGCCAUCUUGUAUCUCAUGAAUUACGAGACAUAUGGAAGAAGCACUGCGUCUGCGCAGUAUUUCCUGCAGCUCGCUGGAUAUCUGGGUAUUCCUGUUAUUGCAUGGAAUGCCGACAAUUCUGGUCUAGAACGGAGGGCUUCCCAGUCGAGUCUUCAGCUGCAACUGGCGCCAUCUCUGGAGCAUCAGACUGCCGCCAUGUUGAGUAUCCUGGAGCGGUACAAGUGGCAUCAAUUCUCCGUCGUCACCAGCCAGAUCGCGGGGCACGAUGAUUUUGUUCAGGCAGUCCGGGAGAGGAUAACAGACAUGCAAGACAGAUUCAAGUUUACCAUCCUGAACGCUUUGCAAGUAACCGACCCCAAGGACCUAAUUCAGCUUGUGAACUCGGAGUCUCGUGUUAUGCUGCUCUACUCCACUCGAGAGGAAGCCAUUCACAUUCUGAAGGCCGCGCGGGACUACAAGAUCACCGGCGAGAAUUACGUGUGGGUGGUGACACAGAGCGUCAUAGAGAACCGGCAGAUACCGUACGCUUUCCCUGUCGGCAUGCUGGGGGUGCACUUUGACACCAGCAGCGGUUCUGUUGUGAACGAGAUCACAACGGCCAUCAAAGUGUAUGCUUACGGCGUGGAAGACUUCGUCAACGAUCCGAGCAAUGCCAAUCUAUCGCUCAACACGCAGCUGUCGUGUGAAGGAAUUGGAGACUCCCGCUGGAAAACCGGUGAUCGCUUCUUCAGGUACCUGAGGAACGUCAGUGUUGAAGGCGACUUUGGGAAACCGAACGUGGAGUUCACUCAAGAUGGCGUUCUGAAGGCUGCAGAGCUCAAGAUUAUGAACCUUAGACCUGGAGUCAGAAAAGAGCUCGUCUGGGAAGAGAUCGGAGUAUGGAAGUCGUGGGAGAAGGAAGGUCUGGAUAUAAAGGAUAUCGUAUGGCCAGGCAACAGCCAUACACCGCCCCAGGGAGUGCCUGAGAAGUUCCACCUCAAAAUUACUUUCCUGGAGGAACCUCCGUAUAUCAACCUAGCACCCCCUGACCCCGUCAGCGGAAAAUGCAGUAUGAAUCGAGGGGUCCUCUGUCGUGUAGCCAAUGAAACACAGAUGGAUGGAGUGGACAUAAACGAGGCGCACCGAAACGGCAGCUUCUACCAGUGCUGCUCCGGCUUCUGCAUAGACCUUCUGGAAAAAUUCGCUGAAGAACUCGGUUUCACUUACGAACUUGUCAGAGUCGAAGACGGGCGAUGGGGAACGCUAGAGAAUGGGAAAUGGAACGGCCUCAUUGCAGACCUUGUCAACCGGAAGACGGAUAUGGUAAUGACGUCUCUCAUGAUAAAUUCGGAAAGGGAAGCGGUAGUGGACUUCACAGUGCCCUUCAUGGAGACAGGUAUCGCCAUCUUGGUCGCAAAGAGGACUGGUAUCAUCUCUCCAACAGCGUUCCUAGAACCUUUCGAUACUGCAUCUUGGAUGUUGGUGGGCGUUGUAGCGAUACAGGCAGCCACAUUCACCAUCUUCCUAUUCGAAUGGCUUAGUCCAUCAGGAUUUGACAUGAAGCAAGUCUCUCCGUCCCCGAACCAUCGGUUCUCCCUCUUCCGCACUUACUGGCUUGUAUGGGCUGUCUUGUUCCAGGCGGCCGUCCAUGUUGAUUCCCCGCGGGGAUUUACCGCAAGAUUUAUGACCAAUGUAUGGGCCAUGUUUGCUGUGGUGUUCCUUGCCAUUUACACUGCCAAUUUGGCGGCCUUCAUGAUAACACGUGAAGAAUUCCAUGAGUUUUCAGGCCUCGAUGAUACCAGGCUAUCGAAACCUUUCAGUCAUAAGCCAAUGUACAAGUUUGGUACCAUCCCUUGGAGCCACACAGACUCCACACUCAGCAAAUACUUCAAACCCAUGCAUGCAUACAUGAAAAAUAUGAACCGUUCCACUGUCGCCGGGGGAAUAGAAGCCGUACUCAGUGGGGAGUUAGAUGCCUUUAUAUAUGACGGUACAGUACUGGACUACCUGGUGGCUCAAGAUGAGGACUGUCGUCUGCUGACUGUGGGCUCCUGGUAUGCCAUGACAGGAUACGGACUUGCUUUCAAUCGCAACUCCAAAUAUGUCCAGAUGUUCAGCAAGAGCCUGCUAGACUUUCGAGAAAAUGGCGAUCUGGAGAGAUUGCGGCGGUACUGGAUGACGGGGACAUGUAAGCCCGGGAAGCAGGAGCACAAGUCAAGUGAUCCCCUGGCCCUAGAACAGUUUUUGUCUGCCUUCCUGCUGCUCAUGUCAGGCAUCCUGUUGGCUGCUGUUCUGUUAGCCCUUGAACAUAUGUAUUUCAAAUAUGUGCGGAAACGUCUGGCCAAGACGGAUCAAGGAGGGUGCUGUGCUCUCAUCAGUCUUAGUAUGGGUAAAUCAUUGACAUUUCGUGGCGCAGUCUUUGAGGCUCAGGACAUUUUAAGGCAUCAUCGUUGUCGGGACCCCAUAUGUGAUACACAUUUAUGGAAAGUAAAACAUGAGCUGGAUCUCGCACGCAUGAAGAUUAGACAACUACAGAAAGAACUGGAGGCACAUGGAAUUAAGCCAAGCAGGAGGACGAAGAAGAAACGUGAACCAUCCUGCUGGAUAACCUGCUUCACCCGGAACGAGCCGGCAGGACAGCAGGCACCCCAAUUGCUGAAUGCAGAUGACGUCCUGAAACCACGUGAUAUGACAAGAAAUCACGUGUCUUCUACAGAAUUCUCCGGCCGCUUUCAUGAUGGUGGCCAAAUAUACAGGCCAUGUAGGACAGAAAUAGCAGAAAUGGAGACAGUUCUGUGAUCAUGGCACUUCUGGCUACCUCUCAGAAUUUAUACAAACAUGGAAUAACAACAGUGACAUCAAAAGGAAAGACAUCUAGAAAAUAAAGCCACAGACGUGUUUUUAUGUAACCUGUCAUGCAGAAUGAGAAGCACAGGUUCCACUGCACCAGAUGUGGAGAGAUUGACGUGGAGGUUCAAGACCAUUUAAACAUACUUGUAGAAAAUAAGUAUGAAGACACGAAACACAGUUUCAAGUUCCAGAAAAGUGAAAAAAGAAAUCUUGGUUUUGGGGGGGAGGGUGCAGGGCAACAAUAUUAUUUAUGGACAAGAUGAUCGUUGCCUGUUUCCUUCAAAUUCGUCUAGACGACAAAUAGCGUUAGACAACCUUGAACAAGGACACAUAUUAGCAUGAUCUGUAUUUAACAACUGUGUGUAAAAUAAUGAGACAUUUCAUGGGAUCCCGAAAGUGCUCAAGAAAUCAAAAUGGUGCUACCCACGACAAAAAUUACUUAAAAAUAAGAAAUAUUCCAUAUGAAAGCCAAA
Cryptotermes secundus is the source of this 5880-nucleotide messenger RNA. It is a transcript of the gene Nmdar2, whose product is annotated as glutamate receptor ionotropic, NMDA 2B. The transcript has 19 exons. Gene Ontology annotation, molecular function: NMDA glutamate receptor activity; transmitter-gated monoatomic ion channel activity involved in regulation of postsynaptic membrane potential. Gene Ontology annotation, biological process: synaptic transmission, glutamatergic; monoatomic ion transport; modulation of chemical synaptic transmission. The record is from RefSeq and is a predicted model, not a curated record. Gene Ontology annotation, cellular component: plasma membrane; postsynaptic membrane. Bases 2150 to 5356 code for a protein of 1068 amino acids. NCBI's taxonomy places the organism in Eukaryota, Metazoa, Arthropoda, Insecta, Blattodea, Kalotermitidae.